Messenger RNA from Colletotrichum truncatum, 1809 nucleotides. Its product is annotated as ankyrin repeat protein. The record is from RefSeq and is a predicted model, not a curated record. Gene Ontology annotation, molecular function: protein binding. Lineage: Eukaryota; Fungi; Ascomycota; Sordariomycetes; Glomerellales; Glomerellaceae.
AUGGAGCAAGCGUUCCGGCGACCGCAGGAGAUUCUCCAAGCCUGCGUACGCGAUGGCGACUUGGACCAAUUGCAAGCUAUGGCGGCGGUCUCACCGGAACUUCUUCAGCAAAAGUCCGCGUGGGGCACGCCCCUUGACGUGGCUGUUCGUCUCGAUAACGUCGCCGCCGCGCAGAUUCUGCUGGGGGCGGGCGCGGAUCCCCUGGACGACAGGGGGAUUGGCGAUGUGUAUAGGACAGCCAUGGAACUGGCGGCCGUAGUGGGAAAUCGAGGAAUCUCACGCCUCAUGUGGGAACACAUCGGGAUCAUGUUCCCUGAUGGGAUUGUUGACAAUGAUUACUCGGGCACCACCAAGCUGGUUGAACGGUGUCUGCUGCAGGCGGCCUCGUACGGACAUGCUGCUUUAAUAGGGGAUUAUCUGGAGUGGUCUGCCGCUUCCAUGGCACCGUUCACGUGGAGUGAUAUGGCGAAGCGUGCCGCUUUGGUAAAUGCGGCGCAUAGAUGGGAGGCGGAUGUCGUCGAGCUGCUCCUAGCAAGUGUGCCGUAUGAAAAGACCACGCUUGAUGCUGCUUUGGGUCUGGCUAUUGGGUUCAAGUCUAUGUUGCCGAGCGAGGAGACGUCAGGGAUUGUUUACGGCGACGAAGAUGAGAUCAAGCAGUAUCGUAUUUGUGUUGGAUUGCUCAAUGCUGGGGCAGAUGCAAAUGGGGUUAACCAGGGCGUGCAUCAUAUCCAUCGGGCGAUCGGCGGCAUCGUGUUGUAUGGCGCUCUUGAAGCUCUUCUCGAGAAAGGGGUAGACCCAGAUGCGAGGGCGGAAAGGGGUCGGACUGCCCUCCAGCUUCUCACCUGUCCAAUCCCAGUACAUGACCAGAGCCGAGAAACACGCUUACACGAGAAAGGAAUUCGGCUUCUUUUGCAAAAGGGGGCUUCAGUCUCCUUAGGAGAUGACGAGGGGGAAUCACCUCUUCACUGGGCCGCGAUGAACACCGACAGAGAUAUCUUUCUGCAAUAUAUAUCGUACUUCAAAGGGAUCACCCCAGUUCUUUGGUCCACGAACCACCAUGGAGAGACACUUCUUCAUUACGCUGCCGCCGGCGGAAGGUACGACACAAUCGAACUACUUAUAUCCCGUGGUCUAGAUAUAAACGCCGCCAGCGAGAACUCCUGGACACCCAUCCUCUGUGCCCUCGCGCCCACUCUCAUUGGCGACCAGGACAACGGUCGCGGGGUACCUGGGCGAAGAAAAUCAGAACAGAACGCGGUCAAGUCCGCGAAACUCCUCCUUUUCAGUGGCGCAGACACAGACGUCGUGACAGCAGAAGGAUGGACAAUCCUGCACGUCGUGGGUAGCUACCUCCAAACGGAAGAACAGCGAGCGGAUGGACCAGCCAACGACGACUACAGUGCCGCCGGCCUCGUGUACGGACUACUUGUCCCAGGGUCCUACGACCUGCCGCCCAUUAACAGUCCUGCCAGGGGUUUCGACCAACUUUGGCUAUCGCGCAUCUCGGAGGUGACAAGAAAAGGUCUCUUCGGCAGUGAACCCUGGGGGUACCGGGUAAACAAGAAUCUUUCUCUUUGCGCAGAAACGGAGACGGCCGUCGUGAAAGAAGGCCUUACGCCGCUGCACUGGGCGGCUGAGCAUGGAGCUGUUGGCGUUGCGCGGGUGUUGGUUGAUCGAGGAGCUGACUUGGAGACGAGGGAUAGCACAGGAUCGACGCCUUUGAAGCUUGCGGCCAAGUCAGAGUUCCUCAAGGAUCACGAGGCUAUUAGGGAUGCGGUAAAGAGGGUAUUGGAGCCGGGAAAUUGCUAG